Messenger RNA from Hyla sarda, 5863 nucleotides. It is a transcript of the gene OLFML2B, whose product is annotated as olfactomedin like 2B. The transcript is spliced from 8 exons. Bases 274 to 2487 code for a protein of 737 amino acids. Gene Ontology annotation, biological process: signal transduction. The record is from RefSeq and is a predicted model, not a curated record. Lineage: Eukaryota; Metazoa; Chordata; Amphibia; Anura; Hylidae.
UUCAUCCCUCUGCAGUUCAGAAAAAGCAGACAACUCCACAGGCUGGAAGUCCUUCUCUAUUAUACAUGAUGAAGACAACCUGCAUUUCAAUGUGAAGAGCUGAUCCAACUCUAACUUACUUUUCACAAGUGAAUAGAUGCUUUGCCACGACUUGCUUUUGUUGGGUUCUUAAGAUUUAGAAGGUUCUUUGGUUACUCUGUGAUGCCCAACUUAUGAAAGUCUAGACACCAAAUAUUUGGAGUUGUAUGGUGACAUCCAUCUCUUGCUCUUCCUAUGGCUCCACGCAGGAUUAUGUUACUUCUUCUAUGUUUCAUUCAUUUCAUGGGUUCUAUCGCCCUUGGAGAAAGAAGCAAGAAUUUUAGUGCUCCUCCCGUUCAGCCAAUGGAAUCCUAUACAAGUUCAGAAGAGAAGAACCUGGAGGACGAGUCUGAGAACCAAGAGAACAUUUUAUCUCAGUUGCUGGGAGAUUAUGACAAGGUAAAAGCCAUAUCAGAGGGAUCGAAUUGCAAGUGCAAGUGUGUUGUAAAGCCAUUGAAUAGAGACUCAUGUGAACGAUCUAGGAAUGGAGUUUCCCAGCCAGAGGACUUCUACACAGUGGAGACCAUAACGUCUGGUCCAGACUGCAAGUGUGCAUGUGUGGCCCCACCGUCUGCCCUAAAUCCAUGCGAGGGAGAUUUUCGGCUCAAAAAGCUUAGGGAAACUGAGAAAAAUGGCUUCAAGCUCUCAACUAUUAUAGAAAUGUUGGAAGGGGCCUUCUAUGGGCUAGAUCUACUGAAGCUGCACAGUGUCACUACAAAAAUCGUUGGUCGCGUCGAGAAACUGGAAGAGGUUAUCUCUAAGAACAUCACAAAAGAGCAAGAGAAAAUUAAAGACCGUGUGGAUGGAAUCCUGAGUGAGAUAAAUAAUAAAGAGGAAAAUGCUACUGUCGACGAAAACCUCCGCAACAUCGGUAAAAUUCUACAGAGAGAUGCAGCUGCUGUGUACAGCUAUACACAUGAAAAGUAUGAAGAACAAUUUCUUAGAGAUGAACAGGCAAAGCCCCAUCCUGCACCACCACAGCAAGUGCAAAGGAGUCCACUCUCUCAAAGGCAACUUCAUGUGAGGCCAAAGCCAGCCCCAAAGCCUGUCAUCCGUGGGGUCACUUUUUACAAGGCCAAAGUUACAGAAGAUGACAGUGAACUGGAUGACCAACAAGAUGAUUCGUACAGUGGAGAUAAUACCAUCGACAUGUUGAUUGAGGAUCAGCUUCUAAAGCAUGAAUUCCAGCAAGCCAGUACCACAGAGGAUCUCAAUCCAACAAAAGAAACAUUGACCUCAAAUGAUAUUACAGGAUAUACAAAACUAUCCAACUUGUCUCAUAUGGAUAUUUCUACACCUUCUGCUGAGAACUUAGUAGACAAUGUGACAACCUCAGAAAUCACCGAACAAACCAGUUCUUUGCAGCAGACAACUACAGAACUGACUACAACAGUACAGAGUACAACCCCGGAACCUGAAACAACUAUACUCACAACACAUCCUAAAGAACCAUCAGUAGUCAUACAAACUACUCAGCCAACCAUAGCCACCACUGUCUACACAAGCGCAGUAACUCCAAUGAGUUCAGAUGCUCCAUCAACAAGCUCCAAAUCUUGGAAGACGGCUAAAAUGAUCAAACACACCACCGAUAGUAAUAAAGAAGUGGAAGACGAUCUCCAGAAAGUUAUUGGGCGAUGCAAAGAUACUCUGUCUACCAUAUCUGGUCCCACGACUCAAAACACUUAUGGACGCAAUGAAGGAGCCUGGAUGAAAGAUCCACUGGCAAAGGAUGAGAAAAUUUAUGUCACUAACUACUACUAUGGAAACACUCUGGUGGAAUUUCGGAAUUUGGACAACUUUAAACAAGGUCGUUGGAGCAAUUCCUAUAAGCUUCCUUAUAGCUGGAUCGGUACCGGACAUGUUGUCUACAAUGGAUCUUUCUACUACAACAGAGCAUUUACUCGCAAUAUCAUAAAGUACGACUUAAAACACCGAUAUGUGGCAGCUUGGUCUUUGCUGCACGAUGUGGUUUUUGAAGAGGCUACCCCCUGGAGGUGGAAAGGACACUCGGACAUAGACUUUGCCGUGGAUGAGAACGGUUUAUGGAUCAUCUAUCCGGCUAUUGACGAUGAAGGAUUUCUGCAGGAGGUAAUAGUCCUCAGCAAGCUCAACGCUCAGGAUCUUACAACCCAGAAAGAAACAACGUUUCGGACCGGUUUACGAAAGGAUUUCUUUGGCAACUGUUUUGUUAUCUGCGGUGUUCUGUAUGCUGUGGAUAACUACAACAAGAAAAACGCCAAUAUAUCUUACGCUUUUGACACCCAUACAAACACUCAGAUUAUUCCCAGACUACUUUUCGAGAACGAAUAUUCUUAUACGACACAAAUUGAUUACAAUCCAAAGGAUCGCCUGCUGUACGCUUGGGACAAUGGACACCAGGUCACCUACCAGGUGAUAUUCGCAUACUAAAGCUACCGACCAACCUUCAUUGUGAUAGCAGACAUUUUAUAGUUCCCACAAAUCUCUAUUGACCAAUGGCAAGUUGCAAUUUUGACAUCUUCGCAAGUAAACACUCCCUGGGGCAGAUUUACUAAUCCUGUCUAAUAUUUAGACAGCGUAAACUUAGACUAGACAGUCUGAAAAUGCUGUACAACGCCACGGUACAACGCCUAUCAGUUGGCUUGCUUUACACCAAUAUUUAGUGUCAAAAUUUGAGCCUUCUUUGCAGCAGGGCUCAAGUUCUGCAGAAAAGCAUGGGAACAGAGUUCCUGCACUUUUUCAGCAGCAGGAACACUGUUCCCAUUAGCAGAAAUCCUGCAGGACCAUCUUUUGAGUGGAAAUCUUGGGUGACUUGCCACUCUUUUUACACGACUUGACCCCUGCUUUGCAGCAUUUAAAGGGGUUAUCCAGCAAAAAUUGCAGUGGUGUCCCCCUUAACCUAGCAAUGUCAUGUAUUGUCUGCAGCUCCGGGAGGUAAAGUGCAGUGAACACCUGUCGUGUCAAUAACGGGACUGCCGGGGAGUGAGGGAGGUAAGUAGAGUUUUUUUUUUUAUUUGAUUAGAAAAUUUUGCUGGACAAUCUCUUUAAGACAUGUGCCCUUUCAACAGCCACACUUUUUUUUGGUAGCAAGGUGCAAAAAAAAUUCUAAAAACUUAGUAAACAUUGACCAUGACAUGGAUACAAGUUUUUGGGUGCAAAUUGGGGCAUUUAUUUUAGUAAAUCUCCCCCACUGUGUGUGUUUAGUUCAAGGUAGAUUGGUAUACUCUACCAUACUUAACUUCUGUGCUGUUAAUGUUUCUUAACCAGGGUGCCGCCAUCUGUUGCAAAUACUGCUGGUUGGGAAAUACUGCAAUAAGGGAUUCACCAACCAUUCUAUACUAUGUGUUCCUGAAUAUAAGGUUGCUCAAUACGAAUGAAGAUUAAGAGGAGUAAAGGAGUAAUAAGUUUAUGUAGUUUACAAAACAUAAUUUGCACAAAUAUUUAAAAUCCAUUGUAUAAACUCACAGCCUCACGCACCAAAACCUAUUGAACAUCCAAUGAUAAAAAAAAGUACAGAACAUCUCGUAAACCCAUUGCGUAUUACUAGAAAAUGCCAUCGCUUUAUGAUUGGUGGAGGUUUGUCCAAUGAGAGGGAUGUGGCACCGGUGUAGCAGUGUACCGGUGUCCAUCCCAUUCACUACCUUAUAUCCCACUAUAAACUAAAGGCCUAUUCUAAUGAUACAUCAUCACUUUACAAGAUGGAAAUAAACAUUUACGGAACAAAUUGUAACACACAGACAACAUAAGGAAGAUGUCCUUAAGGUCUUCGUAUGUACAUUCGAAUACUGCAACAGAUAAUGCAAAAAACCUGCUUGUUCAAACUAAAGAUUUUAUAUUGGGAGAAAUUCAAUUAAAAUUUUUUUUUAAAAAGGGACGACCUGCCUUUGGCAAGAUUUCUUAGUUAUAUUAGAAGAUGCAUUUUGAACUUUAAUCCCGUUUAUAAUACCCGAGAAGAGAUUUAUUGAUCUCCAAGCAUAUCAGGUCCAUGCAACAUAGUCACACAUAUUGAAAUGGAGCCAUUUCAUGGCUAUUUUUUGUUGGAGUUCCCUUCCUCUAACUACAAGUCCCAAGAUUCCUUGUUUGUAAGUGUGAGGUCACUUUUCUCCCUCCCACACAUCAGCCAUCCCACCCAUUGAAGCACAGGUGACCUGCCUUCCAUGCUGUGCUGUGAACAACAGACCAGUGUUUUCUAACCAGGGUGCCUCCAGCUGUUGCAAAACUACAAUUUAUUGCAGAAUCAUUUCCUUCCCACCCAGAGGUCACUCCACCCAUUGAAGCAGACAGGCUUCUUUGAACACCUGACUAGUGAUGUAAUGUCUUGGGCUGCACUGCAACCUGGGAAAACCUAAGACCGCACUCAUUUUGUAUGCUGUUUAAAAUAAACAUUAGGGCAACAAUCACAUAAGAAUUGCGAGACCACCAUGAAACAUGGACCAGACACUAUAAUAUGAACUAAACUAACAGACCCUGUAGCAUAGUCAAAUACAAAUCCUGGAAUACCUCUUUGAAGAGAAUUUCUGAGAUUGGAAAAAAAAUCUGGCAAUGGGGGAAAGGACAAAGGAACCAUUAUUCACUCAAUAAAUUCCCUGUGGUUCCAUUGUCACCUAUCUUGUCUACGGUGCUUAAGCACUUAUGUGUCCAUAUGCCAAUACUGAUCCCAUCACAGGUAGGACACAGCGCAUCCGCAGUGUAUUUCCCACUGCGGAUGUGCCUGCCGCCAGCAGUCACAGAGAGACUGCAGAGCAAGCUCCCUGUGGCCGGGUAGCUCUGUGUGUCCACUCGUGACUGCCGGCGUGACGUCUGCCACUACGAGAAGACACACACAGAGCUACCUGGCCACAGCUUGGAGCUCGCUCUGCAGUCGCUCUGUGACUUCUAGUGGCAGGCACAUCUGCAGCGGGAAAUACACUGCGGAUGUGCUGUGUGUGUCCUACCCUUAUGAAGAUGCCAAUAUGGAGCACUUAAGAAUGGAUGCUUCUGAUGGUUUCCAAAGCUUUCUGUACAUUUCUAUAACAACUCUGUAGCUAUGAUCUAAAAUCACAAAUGUGAAUCCCUUGUCUUUGCAUAUUAGUAUAUCUAUCGUAGAUUAGGAAGUAGUAUCUUUAUAUAUAUAUAUAUAUAUAUAUAUAUAUAUACAUAGGCACAAAGCCAUGGUAACUAGACUAUGGGCACCCCCAUAGUUUACACCGCUGACUGUAUUCAUAGCACAUGAAAAGAACUCACAAUAGAAGUAAAGCUUUAUAUUGCAAUGUUACCUUUGACCCUUUGUGACAACACAGUUUUAGUGAUCAAUAUGUAGAAAAAGUACAGAGCUCUUCCAGGACUGUACGUAUGUUGCUUUGAGAAGUAUGAGAAAAGAUGUUACAUGCAACAAGGAAAUGGCAAUUUUGACCCAGCUAUAAGGUCCUUUUAGUAAACCGCAUAUAACUAAGGCUAAGUUCACACGGGAAUUUUGUUCCAACACAUAAACCUCUUUUUUUGUAGUAUUGUUUUCUCCGCCAAACUCCUGUCCUUCUGACGGACUGAUCUACAGAGCUCCCUUAAAGGGGUACUCCAGUGGAAAUUUUAUUUUCCUAAUUGACUGGUGCCAGAAAGUUAUACAGAUUUGUAAAUUACUUCCAAUACUUACCAGCUGCUGUAUACUUCACAGGAAGUUGUGUGGUUCUUUCCAGUCUGACCACAGUGCUCUCUGCUGACAUGUUUCAAACAAGUUCUGUGUGUACUAAUUAUGCUGCCCAGGUACAGAGUUUCCCCUACUCCUAUAGCAACAAUUCAACAGUGUCCAUGGGCCACAGCUUCACUUCAA